AUGGCCCCUCAUUCCAACACCGACAUGAUUUCUUCAACAAAUGGCGGAGUUCUCGCGCAAAGUAAGCGCUGGAACCCACAUGGAAAGGAGGGACAAACUGCCCUCGAGGCACUUUCGCAGGGCACGCCUCUGCCCGGCAUCCCAACAUUUCCCUCGUUCCACGAACAUCGGACGCACAUCCUCGAGCACAUGGCCGCGACCUUCCGCAUCUUCGCUCGCAAGGGGUUCAACGAGGGUAUGGCCGGUCACAUCUCAGUCCGCGAUCCCGAGAACCUGCACACCUUCUGGACCAACCCACUCGGUCGUCCGUGGCAGUUGAUCCGGGCUUCCGAUAUGGUCUUGGUCGACUACAGCGGCAACGCCAUUGGCGGGAACAUGAGUCUGCCCUCGAACGCGGCUGGCUUUCUCAUUCACAGUGCUCUCCAUAAAGCGAGGCCUGACGUGAACGCAGCUUGCCAUGCCCACACCGUGUACGGAAAGGCUUGGUCGACCUUUGGCAGGCCCUUGGAGAUGAUCAAUCAAGAUGCUUGCAUCUUUUACGGAAAGGCGCAAGCUGUUUAUGAAGACUUUGGUGGCGUGGUGUUUGAUGAGGAGGAAGGGAAGCGUUUGGCAGAAGCGCUUGGACCGGAGGGCAAGGUGAUGACUCUGACCAGUCAUGGGCUGCUUACGGUGGGAGAAACGGUUGACGAGGCAGCAUAUCUGUUCACACUUAUGGAGAAGAGCUGUCAGGUUCAGCUCUUGGCGGAGGCUGCAGCUGCAAAUGGCAUCCCGAAGAGAAUCAUUGCGGAUAACGUAGCAGAGUAUACCUUCAGGAUGACUUCAAGUCCUGAUAGUCUGUACCGUGAGUUCCAGCCGGACUUCGAAGUGGAAGAUGCUUUGAGCAACGGGGACUUCCGUAACUAG
Colletotrichum karsti is the source of this 903-nucleotide messenger RNA. RefSeq lists its product as uncharacterized. Gene Ontology annotation, cellular component: cytoskeleton. The transcript has a single exon. Gene Ontology annotation, molecular function: actin filament binding. NCBI's taxonomy places the organism in Eukaryota, Fungi, Ascomycota, Sordariomycetes, Glomerellales, Glomerellaceae. Bases 1 to 903 code for a protein of 300 amino acids. The record is from RefSeq and is a predicted model, not a curated record.